Amorphotheca resinae ATCC 22711 is the source of this 1701-nucleotide messenger RNA. RefSeq lists its product as hypothetical. Gene Ontology annotation, molecular function: iron ion binding; oxidoreductase activity, acting on paired donors, with incorporation or reduction of molecular oxygen; heme binding. The record is from RefSeq and is a predicted model, not a curated record. Bases 1 to 1701 code for a protein of 566 amino acids. Lineage: Eukaryota; Fungi; Ascomycota; Leotiomycetes; Helotiales; Amorphothecaceae. The transcript is spliced from 7 exons.
AUGGCGGUGUUGGAAUUCAUCGGGGACCAGCUCCUCAGGCCGAACCGGGCCGUUGUGUUCGGUCUGGGCGCAAUUGCUGGUCUUGCCAUGCACCACGGCUUCUACAUCCACGGCGAGUGGCACGUCCAGGCCCCGGCCAUCGUGGUGGGCCACUCUCUGGCCUUUGCGGCUCUGUUCAUCGGCAGCGUCUCUUCCUCCUUCGCCGGAGGGACGCUGACGCUCGAGAGCAAAUUCGUAUUUCGCUAUCCUGGCUUCGCCAUCCUGGGCUAUCUCGUCGCGCUGUUCACCAGCAUCACCGUGUACCGGCUCUUCUUCAAUCGGCUUGCACGAGCUGGAUUCGCUGGGCCCGUGGGCGCGCGCAUCACAAAGCUCUGGCAUAUGUGGGCGUGCAGAGGGUCCAAGAAUCAUCUUGUCCUGGACCGCUUGCAUCGGAAAUAUGGCGAUUUCGUGCGCACGGGACCGACCGAGGUCACUGUCUUUCAUCCGGACGUUUACUGGGUGAUUGACGGUCCCAAGGCAGAAUGUGUUAAAUCUGAAUGGUAUGAUAUUCUUGAUCCAAACUUGUCACUCGUCACGGCCCGCAACAAGUUCUUGCAUCAGACACGCCGUCGUCAGUGGAAUCAAGGCUUUACAACCAAGUCAAUUGCCCAGUAUGAGGAGAAGAUCCUCAAGUACGUCGACCAGCUCGACGUAUGCAUCGAACAAGAUGUAGCAGCGCACCGGGUCUCCGACGUGCGCAAUCUCUUCUUCUGGUUUGGCUUUGACGCCAUGGGUGACUUCGUCUUCAACAAGCCCUUCAACAUGCUGCAGGAUCAGAAGUGGCAUCAUAUUAUUGUCUUGCUGCAGCGCGCGUUGUCUCUGCUAGGCCCGUUCAGCGCGGUUCCGUGGCUUAUUCAGAUAGGCUUCAAGCUUAUGCCUCGAGUUUGGAUCCUGAAGGAUUGGUUUGAUAUGGUGGCCUGGUGCGAGAAGCAGAUGCAUGAGCGACUUCAGGUCCCGGAAGACAAGCUACGAGUACCAGACGUUGCGCACUACUUGAUGGAAGAUGCAAAAACCAACAACUUCCGAAAGGAAAGCAUGAUGUGGUUGAAUGGUGAUAGCUUGCUUGCCAUAGUAGCAGGAAGCGAACCAACAGCCUCCGUCCUUCUGGGUAUCUUCUGCGAACUCGCUCGAAAUCCAGCACACGCCCGGAAGAUCUACGAUGAGAUCCAAGGUCUCGAUAUACGCGACGCGAGGUCCCUAUCUCGUGCUCCGCAUCUCGAGGCCGUCAUCUCCGAGGCGCUGCGAUUCUAUCCCGUGCUUCCUACAGGAGGCAAUCGGAAAACGCUGGAGCAUGGUGUCACUAUUGGAGGGACGUAUAUCCCGCCGUACACGACCAUUGUGGCGCCGCGGUACUCUAUCAUGCGCCGAGAGGAUUGUUUCGAGCGCGGUAACGAAUUCCUUCCAGAGCGAUGGUUCGAGAAGCCAGAGAUGAUCCGUAACAAGGCUGCCUACGCGCCCUUUGGCACCGGCCACCACAGCUGUCUCGGCCGAGUCCUAGCCACAGACGACAUGCGCCUCGUCACAGCACGCCUCGUUAGCAAAUACCACAUCCGCUUCCCCACAGGUGAAGAUGGGCACGGCGUGCUCGGCGACUUGCGGGACCAAUUUACCGCGAACCCGGGACAAUUACAUUUAGUGUUUGAACUGAGGGAGAAGCAGUAA